AUGGAUCCUCAGCGGUCCGAUCGUUUCCAAGAAGAUUGCGUCUAUCCAGGGAAGUCUACGGCGUGACGUCUGCCGAGGGCAUCCCUCCAAAGAUUUCGGCUUUGUAUUCUACCCAAAAAAGUGACGAUAUUUGAGCACAACCGCCGAUAUCUACCCCAUUCGCAGCUCACAAGGGACCCACACCCCCACGCAGAGUCCUGUUCGUGGUUGAACCCUCGUAUGGGACCUAGUGAGAAAAAUCAUGCGUACAUGACGUCAGCGAGGUGACUAACAGCUGAAAGGGAUAACAUUUAUUAAUUAAAAUGAUGGAAAUUAAGAGGGACAGGAGCGAGCGAGAGAGAGAGAGAGAGGAGCCUUUCUAUUUAAUAAUUGGAUUAUCAAAAACAUUUAAAAAUAAGCAAUUAUUAGAGUAAGCAUAUUAAACUAAAUAUCUAACUUUUUUUGUAUAAUUCUAGCAUGCUGUGCAUAUAUAGAGGUAAGAGAGAGAGUUUUGGGAUUCGAAAUGGGCUUUUGGGCCAAAUGGGCUUUUUAGCUUUGAACCAACUGUUGGUUCAACAUUACUUGCCAGUUCAUGUACACACUAAUGAGAGAGAGAGAGAGAGAAAUGGGUUUUCGGGUCGGGCCCGGCCCUUUAGCUGACCCAUAUUUGGGUUUUUCUCCGGUCUGAGCCGGCCCAUUAACGAACUAUGAGUAUAGUCAGACCGGUCGCAAGGGAAGAAUUGAGGAACCCUGGUGGCGGAGAGCUAGAUAUAGUAGGGUUUAACGCUGAAUAGCGUGGGGUUUAGCCCGUCGAAUUCAGAGAGGCAGAGAAGUCUCUCAAGGGCCAGACCCCGUCGCCACGAGAAUGCGACAGUGAAGCCUGGUUGCCCGUCGAAUUCAGAGAGGCAGGGAGAAGGUCUGUCGAGGAUCAGCCCAUCGCCGCGUCUUUCGGAGAGGGCGAAUUUCGAACAGAAGAUGGUUUUCCAAAUGGAGUAUGGCUCGUCUUACGUUUUUUUUUUCUUCGUUUUAUUCCCCUUUUUCCUGGAACAGAAGAAUUGUAUAAAAUGUUGUAUCUGUGUUGUUCUUUGUCGUUAAUUUUUUUCUGGCAUGGUGAUCGUUUGUCAGCGGGAUUAUUCCGCCGGAGUUGGGGAACGGGGCGAAGGUUACAUUAAAAUCUCUAGCCGCCCCCGUAAAGUCCCAAGUCGAUAAAUUCCAGCUUCUACCCGCCUUCUUGAAGGUCUGACGUCGACCGUUCCCCUUAUUAUUAUUAAUUUCUUAGAAUCAGAGUGGCAUUUCAUUUUUUGUUACCAUGUUGACUGUCUGAUGAUGGCCUUGUCUGCUGUUUGCAGGUGAGGGGCUUGGUCAAGCAGCACAUAGACUCUUUCAAUUACUUUGUCAACUCCGACAUCAAGAAGAUAAUGAAAGCCAAUGACCUUAUCGUGUGUCCUUAUGAACCCAGCUUGUAUCUGAGGCAAUAUUUCAAUGCUCCCCACAGAGGAAAAGUCAAAAAAAUUUACAAUGUUUUUCCUUAUUGAUUUUUAUUUAUUUUUACAGAUAUACCAAUGUUUAUAUUGACGAGCCCUCUGUGGAAGUUGACUUUGUAAAGGAGAAACUCACACCCCAUCAGUGCCGCCUCUCAGACCGCACGUAAGCCUAAAAACUAUAAUUUGAAUGUCGAUUUGUGCGUUUAUAAUAGUUUCAUGCCUUUUAUGCUCAUUUACUUUUCGUAGUUGGCCCACAUUAAUGAUAUGACGUUUGUCAGUGGCCUGUGCAAAUAGUUUACUCCGCAAAACAGUGAUGUGAUCCAAGUUGACUAUAACUACUGAUCUCGGUACUUUAUCAGAUCUAAUCAUGAAACCCUUCUUAUAUGUCUGGGCAAUUUCAGAACGACCGGAUGGGUAAGAAAAAAGAAGACCAAUUCGAGUAUGCUAUCAAUUUGAGGAUGGAAAUUACUUAUUUGGAAAGCCAGUAUCUGCCCUCGCAGACUGUUUGUAUUGUUUUUCCAGUUUUGAAGGUCAUCGGACCACAUUCUUUGUGUUCUGCAUAUUUCUCGGAAUAUUUUUGUCUGUGGUUGGCCUUGUUACAAAGGACUGCAGAUGGGAUUCCAAGGACGACACAGUAUUUCUCAUCUAACAUCUUGGUAUUUCUAGGAAUCAUUACGUAUGCCUAACCAGUGGUAACCUGUGCAGCUGUUCAUACUGUCAAAAAAACUGCACAUUGGUAUAUAUAACGCAAUCUGAAUUAUGCGUAUAAGGCUAAAUUGUUUACUCAUCAAUUGGCCAAUAAGGAUGCAUUUAAAAUUACUCCAUUGUUAUGAUUUAUUAAUCUGAGCAAAUAGCAACCUCCUGAUUCGGAUUUUGAUAUUUGAUGCGUUUUGCUGUAGGUAUUCUGCUCCAAUUAAAGUUGAUGUUGAAUAUACCAUGGGCAAUCAAGUUUCAAAGACGCUUGUACAAAAGGUUUCUUGAGUAAUGAGUAGGAAACCUAUGUAAUUAGCUGAAAAAGUUUGGAUUUCUUAUUUUUAUUGUUUCUCAUUGCAGAAAGAUGUUGUGAUCGGUAGAAUGCCAAUCAUGCUUCGGAGUUCCUGCUGUGUGUUAAAUGGGAAGGAUGAAGCUGAACUUGCAAGACUUGGUUCGUUGUUGUCUGAUAUCUUUUUAAAGUCCUAUAUCGUCAAUUUUAUUUCUUUUUCAUCUUUCUGAGAAGGCUCAAACUUUUAUUCUUUUAUUGAUCCCCACGAAAGAGUAGAUUUAUGGGCAGACUUGGAGCAUGCUCUACUAUGAGGUUUUAAUAGUGCUGGCUUUGCUGACUGAAGACUAUAGGUUUAUGAUUUAAAAAAUUAAAGAAAAUUUUCUGUUAAGAAAUAAUAAUCGAAAUUUAUAGGUAUUGUAGUUUCAAAAGACAACAUUUUCGUAGAAAAAAUGACGUGUACUUGAUGCUUAAUUUUGUGAAGAUAUAUGCUGUCUAUCUUUUUGUCAUUGUUGACAGUGAUCAACACCUUGAUCAUCUUCAUCCCAUUUAAAUUACUUAUUUAGGUCUUAGUGUCUUAUUGUUUCCGUCAUGCUGUUUGCCAAUUGUUCUUCCACAUGCUGCCAUAUUCACGUGUGAUAACAUUGCGAUUAUGUUAUUGCUUUUGGAGCAUACACUUUCUAAAGGAAUAUACUGAGAAGCAGGCCCGGUUUCUGCUGAAGGGAUCAAUUGUUUUCAAUGUUUCCUCUCUUUCGAUAUAAUGUAGUCAUAUUAUGGGUUGAUGAGAAAUGUGAACUUGACCAUGCAGCCAACUUUUUAAUCCCCUGGAACUUGGGAGGGAGACUGUGUGACAGAUGGACAGUGGCCCUAGAAUUACCCGUUCAAGGCUUUGUUAGCUACUUCCUGAUACUGAUUUGUCUUAAAAAGCUUUCUAGAAUCGCUAAGGUUUUUCUUGACCUUUUCAAAGGGCCUAGAAAUUAUGAUCCAGUCGUUUUGCAUGUGUACAUACGAUUUCCUUCUUCUCUUUGGUGAGGUCAUACAUUGUCUGAAGUGACUCUUUUGUGGGGAGGGUUGCUACAUUAGGCUACAGUUGUCUUACACAUGACCAUUUGCGAGGAUACAUAGGGUUUAUGAAAAAUUUCUUACGGGAGGUAUGGUUGUCUUCUCAUGUUAAUAAAUAUGCAAAUAUGAUUGCUUUUUAAAUUAGUCCUAAAAUUUCCCUUUGAAUUUAUAAAUCUUGUAACUUGUGAUUUUUUUCAUCUGAUUCUUUGAGCAACUUUGACUCAAGGAGCUUUUUUUUUUAAUUUCGCUAUGGACAUUCUAUUUUUCUUCUUGUUGUUUUGUUGAUAUCUCUGCUGUUUCGUAGAAGUUAGAUGCAGUUUAUGUAGAAUAUCAUCUAGGAGUUGAACUAAUUUCUUGGCCUGUGAUUUCUAGGCGAGUGCCCACUUGAUCCUGGAGGCUACUUUAUUGUGAAGGGAACUGAAAAGGUACCUUUAAACGUUUCCUAUUGGAAAUCGUUAUUGCAUUUAUGCCAAAGUAUUUUCUUUUUGCUGUUGGUAUACUAUGAAUUUUAUUUUUGCUGCUGGUACACUAUAAGAGGCGCACUUAAUCUCUAUCCUCCAAAUGUUAAAUAAGAAUUUCAUGCCUAUCAAUGUUUGGAGUUCUACAAUAACUGACAUAUCCUUAUGAAUACAAAAGUGCAUAUGUUGAGAGCGUGAUGUGUUUGGAACAUUGGACUGGUGACUUACUGCAGCAUGAUUAAGGUCGAUGAAAAUAGGUUUUUGAAGCUUAAAGCAUGGGGAGAGGAGAAGCGGAAAUAAAGGAAGCAAGAUAAUGGAGAGAAAUAUCAUGGAGGCAAUCUAGUCAGCAGGAUGACUUAUGAUUUUGGUGGAACAGACAUGUAACAGAGAAUGUUGUGGUUUGUCCUUCAUGGAAACUUUUGGGCUAUUAAGAGUAAAAGAAAUAUACAUAUAUCUUACUAUCUUCAGAAGGGAAACUUUGCCAAUAGAUGUGCAGUUGACACAGUUAAUGAAUGGGUGAGACUUCGGUGUGAUGAUGAAGGAUUGCAAAUGUUAUUUUGGCUUUUUGAAAUUGUUAAAAUGGCCUACCCUAUGUUGGUUCAGUACCAAAACUGAUGCAAGAGGGUUUUUUUAGUACAUUCUUCUCUCUUUCGUUAGCUGUAUGUAAAAAAGAUUCAAAAUUAAUAUCGGAGAAUAAAAAAAGUGCCAUAUUGUCUUUUAGUUGAAGAAAAUGAUAUUUCUGAUCCAUAUCUAUAACUAUCAAUAUCUUUGGUACAUUUACACAUAUAUUGUGUAACGCUAAUUAAUAGGAGCCCAUCCUAGUCCAUAUUUGACCUGGAACCGAAAAUGGGCUCAGAGGUUUUGGGAACUGUUUGGAUGCCUAAAAGCUUGAUAAGUUAAGAUAAUUUAAAAGAUAUUUUGACAUCUAAACAGAGUAUGAACUUCUAAUGUUCGGUGAAACAUCAAAUUACGAAAGUCCAUGAGCCAUUGUUUCAAUCUAUAAAGAUAUCUGUGUAACGUUUUGUCUUGACAUUAUCCCGAAAGCAAAAGUAACCAUUGAGAGCUAACCAUCAUAACCUUUUAAGUUUUAAGAUAUAAUCAGUCCCUUUUGUUCUCUUAGUUACCUGCUUUAGUUAUCUAGUUCCUCAUAAGAUUGUCGUACUGAGGGAUGAUUUUUCUAUUGGUUGUGUUAUUUAUCUUAUCCACUGCAUUAAUUUUUUAUUUAUUCAGGUAGGAGCUCAUAAUGUUCUUAUAUUUCCUAGAUUUUUCAUUACAGCCUUCAACGAUGAUUUGCACCAUGAUCAUUUUUUUCAAUUUUGCUUUCUCUAGGUGAUUCUGAUACAGGAACAACUCUCAAAGAACCGUAUAAUUAUUGACGCUGACAGUAAGGGACGGUAUGCACUCUAUUAGAUGAAUCUAGCUUUGUAUUUAUUUUGUAAAAAAUGUUUUUUUUUUCAUUGCCAGUUUUCAACUUGUUAUUCUUUUUGGCAUCAGGAGGAGUCUCCACUCCUUUAACCACCCAAAGUUGCUUCCUAUUUUGGGGAAAACGUAUUUAAAUUGCCUAAAUGUAUGUGUCGGUUAUGAUUUCCUCCUUCAUGAUGUAUCUAAUUAGUUUGUAAACAUUCUGGGCCAAAUAUCUUAUGAUCUUGAUUGCAGCACAGGCAGAUCCUGUCAUUUUAGAUGUGUUAGAAGCAGCAUUGUUUCAAUAGUUUCCAUAGUUUCCAUAGUUGUCAUCUGUCCUUGUUCAUAUUAUCACCUAUUUCUCUCUCAGAGUUCGACAACAAUUGAAGGAUGCUUUUGAUCCCAAGGUUGCUUCACUUUCGCAAAAUGUGUUUUUAUGAAUCAAUCUAUUUUCUAUCAUUUUAUGGGUAAAGUUUUGGAUCUCCUGGUGCCACUUCAAAUUCCACAGUAUUUUAGAAAUUAGAUAUUUGAGUGGCUUAUUGGACCUUUCAUGCUCAGAAAAUUCGCUGAUAUUUCUAAUAUACACAUUUUCUUUUUUCUGGCCUUGGUCAUCCAAAAAAACUCUCAACUGUGGUUAUUUUUCUGUCUUUUUGUGAGCUCUAAGAUUGGGCAGAAAUAUAAGGUAUAAGAACCAAGUAGAAAUGGUGUUGUCACAGCACGCUUAAUAUUAGGUUGUCCCCGUGCAUUUGGAAAAGAUGGAGACAUCAUAUGUUGACAAGACAUAACAAUGGUGUUGCCCAAUGCAUACAAAAGGUGUUCAAAACAUACGUCAUGUACAGUUACAUUUAUUGAGAACCACACCAAUGCACACCUUCAUUGAAGCCUCCCUCACUGUCGAGUUCUUGUACAUUUUUUUUUUGAAUUUACGAUCAUAUCUUUUGACAUCCAGGUCUAAACUGCUAUACUGUUCCUGUGAUUAGUGUAACAGCAUCAGUUACCAGCAGCACUCAUGAAACAAAAAGCAAGACAGUGUUCUUCAUGGAGAAAGAGAAGAUAUACCUUCAGCUCAAUCAGUUUAAUAAGCCGGUGCUUACUAAAAUCAUUAUAUUUUGUCUCUUUAUUUCUUUUAUUUCUGGGUUAAGAUAGAGUAGAACGGAUAUAUAGAGCAUGCAUAAUAAGCAACUUUCAUUCUUAAUCUGUUGAUUUUCUUCCAUUGCUUUCUCAUCUCAAAUUUAUGAAUUUUUUCUUUGUAAUCUUUAUUUCUGUAGCUGAACCUUCCCGAGAUAUCCAGUCAGUACUAUCUCUGCCUCAUUUGACCUACACUAGUUUUGUGCUUAAUGAGAAUUUGUUAGCAAUCUCUUAUCAUUGUAGCAUAAAUCAUUGCAGCAUGGAUAGUUUGAUCUCUAUCGAUUACAACAAGAUUCUAAUGUUUUUUGUUUGGUACUGAAAUCCAGUCAGACCAAUCAGCGAUUUCUGAUCUUAAUGAGGUUAACCAUAUUUCCAAAGUGCAAUUGGUCACGAAAUCAUUUUUUCCCUUUUUCUUUGACAUGUUUGUCAGGUGAUUAUACGUCACAUGUUCAUCUUUGAGCUUCUUGGCAUGUAUAGUGUAGAAUGAAUAUAGUAAACAUUUAUAAAAAACAAGAAGAUCAAUAUUCUUAGAUUUGCAUUUGGCCUUUAAGACUUAGUGAUGAGCAUCGAAUAACACAGGUUUCUUUACAGAAAUGAAAAAGAUGUUCAAUUCCUUCUAAGAUAUGAUAUACAUAAAACAUAAUAAAGCAAAUAUCAUCCAUAAAUGAGUGAUAAAAUCAUAUUUUAAAAAAGGUAGAACAUAUGAUUUUAAUUUAUGUUGAAGUGAUGUGCCAUGGCUACCUAUCUUUGAUUCCUUUUUAUCUACUUCUACUGUUUAUGUUCCUCUUCUCCUUUUCUUCUGCCUAAAACCACUAAAAGGUACUCUUUUGUGUUUCUGUGCAUGUACUAGGGAUGGUUCCUCCUGUUCGCUAAAUUUUUUAUUCUUAUGAUCUUUAUACAUAGACGAAGAAAGCAUUUUACAAAUGUCUUGCACGUAUAAAUUUUCUUUUUUGUUUUCGCGUCAUUUUUCUGCAUGUUGUCUAUUGUGAUUUUUUUUUUCUCAUCACUUUGUUGUAGAUUCCCGUCAUGGUUGUUAUGAAGGCUAUGGGAAUGGAGAGUGAUCAAGAAAUUGUACAAAUGGUUGGUAGAGAUCCACGAUAUAGCUCACUGCUCCUUCCAUCCUUGCAGGUAACUGGAUCAUUUAUGAUUCUCUUCAGUCUCGUUGUUCAAUGUUACUUAUGAGAUGAGUUUUCAUUGGUUAACCUUUUUCUAUUGCUCACUACAUUUAUGAAUUUGUAUUGUUAUUUCUAUAUAUCACAUUUUGAUUUUUAAUAUUUAGUUUGAAUUAAACUAAUCCUUUUAGUGGUGAUAUUUCCAUUUUUAUUUGGUGAUAAGUGGGAUUUUAUUCUGUUUUUGAUCCGGGAUGAAAGAGCGACAUCUGUUGAUAUUUCCGUUGGUGUAAGAUCUGGAGGUCUGACACUUGUAUUUAUGUUUUAAGCGGCCGCACCACUUAUGAAUAUCUGUAUUGUUGUUUUGGGCAACCAGGUUACUUGUUUUAUGCAUAUCUCUUUACCCAGACAGUUGUUUUCAUUUUCAAGAACCAGGUUCCCCUCCGUUGCAUUGAAAGUGUGGAAUUACCUCUUUUUACUGGUAUGACACUCGGGUUACAAUUUGGUUGCUUGAGGAUAGCUUGAUGUGAGUAGUUGUAAUUUCAUUGGGAAUUUGGGCUGGAAUGAGAGCAGUGAUGAUCUGUUUAAGGAAAAGGGGCCAAUGUAUGGCUGAACCACAUACGAACUUGGUUCAUUAUUUUCAAUGAGGAUCCGAAAUUGUCAGAUAGGAAUUGAGUGGGUAAACCCCUUUUUCCAGUGUGAUAUUAUCAAUGGUUAUUUUCCAAUUUUAUGAUGUCCUCGUCUUUAGUUAGUACCAAAUCAGUAAUCUUCAUGUCUUAAUGAAAAAGUAUUGUGGUUAAUCCUUGUUUUGAAUUAUGCUCGAGGAGUUGUUGAUUUACUGAUUGGUGAUGCCUCAAUUAUGCAAACUAGCAAUGAUUGAUUGAGACUCUCCCGACCACUAGAUGAUAUACUUAUCAUGCUGGCCCACAAUCUGCACAUGAAAGCGGUUGCCUGAUAACCUAAUCCCUAUUUUAUGUACUUUCUAUGAUAGUGAUAAUAUUCCUUAUUUCUGAGCCACUCGUUUUGCAUAUUAAGGAAUGUGCUGGUGCAAGGAUAUACACCCAGAAGCAGGCCUUGGAUUUCCUGGAGGCAAAGGUAUCGCCAUCCUUUUUUCUCAAUUUUUUUUAUUUCCAAGAAUUUAUAAAGAAAAUUUGAAGAGAUUCGCAUCCUAGUUAAAUCGAAACUAGUUAAUUUUGGCACCUGAUAAUUCAAUGUGACAUUGCCGUUUUUUUUUAACUUCAUAUUGAUCUAGCAUCGUGUUACUUGAAACAGAGGCGCUAUCCAAAAUUUACCAUGUAUUUGUGGUCCCAUGCUUUUUGCCGGUCAAACAUGGUGCUUUGAUGGUUUAAAAUUUCAUUCAUCAUUGUGUUUGUGUUCGAUUUUUAAUUGUCUGUUAGAGAACGGUUCAAAUGAGAGAGAAAAUUUUCUGUAUCUGACAGAGAAGAACAGUCAUUUAUUUCUCAUCAUCAGACUCAGAAUUAUCUCUACCUGAGGCUCGAUAAGGGCCUAAAAAAUUAUGGUAAAUAUGGGGUGAAAAAAAUGGUAGUUGAACAAAGAGCAGAAGGUUGGGACUGGUAAUUCUUAUCUGUCUAUUCAUAUAACGUGUAGGUCACAAUGGUACAUGGUGAUCUAUGUCCACAGAGUCAUAAUCCAGCAACUUAGUGGUACAUGGUGAUCUAUGUCCACAGAGUCAUAAUCCAGCAACUUAGUGGGGGCAUGAAGACGUACAGAUCGAACAACAGUAGAGAACAUGCAAAUUUGAUUCGGUUGUCUUGGUGGAAGCCCAAACUUCAGAGUAUCAUUCAAGUCCUCACAUCUGUAACUAUUUGGGUGGGAUUUGGAAACUUUAAAGUUGAAAUAUUUUGGUUCUCCCAUUUUAUAUUGCUGCAUCACUAGUGGUAGAAACAUUGAAAAUCUAAUUACUCUGUGAUUUUUAUUAUUUAAUGGGGCCAAGGAUUCUUGACUUCCAAAGAUAGUGUGUUAAGCUGCAGGACAUUUGGCUGAUGACUUGACUAAUUGUCUAAUUCCUUGUCAGCGAAGUGUGCCCUGGUCCUAGAGUGGUGAUAGCUGUCUAUUGAUUCAAGAAGUUGAAAAUCGGCUUGUAAUAUAUACAAACCCAAAUUCCUAUAUCUUGGGAAUUCUCUAAAAUACUAAAACUCAGCUCUAUUUUAUUCAACAGGUCACAAGUUUUCAAAUCAUUUCUUCAAAGCCUCGUGUUAUCUCUAUGAAUGUUCAAAAUCACCACUUACAGAGAUGGACAUUGUUGUACAUCAAAUGCUACUACUAUUUAACUUACUGUUAGUAAUUGUUGCAAGUCAUACAAAAUUCGUGUUUAGUUAUUGGAUUUUGCAUCACCAUAGCAAUGACCAUUGGUGUUUAAGGACUGCAUUCCAAAUUAGUUUUAAUACUGGUUCUCGAUUUUUUUAUCCAGGUGGGCAAUCCCAACGCACAAAAUGCUGUGAAGAAGAAGGUUGCUCUCUUCACCUUCUCCAUUGUAUAUGUUUGCAUUUAUGAUGGAAAAAGUAUUGCCUUUCCUAUGAUCUCAUUGUUCUGUUCUUUUCUUUUUAAUAUAGGGAGACAGGGCAAAAAGUAUACUUUUUGAUGUAUUUCUUGCUCAUGUGCCGGUAAUUCUUUUCUUUAAACUUUUGAUCAUUCUUUUGAGAUAUUUUCUAUUGUUAACAAUGCUUCACUUCAAUGUAGAUCACCAAGGACAAUUUUCGCCCAAAGUGUAUAUAUACUGCUGUAAUGCUGAGGCGAAUGAUGGAUGCUAUCCUGAAUGCAGACACAUUCGAUGACAGGGUAGAUUUAGCUUCUCUAUUUUCUAUUUUGUCCUCUUGCUAUUAUAGUCAUAGUUACUCUCUUAUUCAUAUCUUCAUCGGGAUAAUGUAUAAUUUUCUUGCAUUUCAUUUAUUUAUUCUUUUUCGGUUUGCCAAUUGCCAUGUUGGAGUCUCACUGAUAACAAUGUUUGAAAGUUGCAUUGAUCGUGGGAAUUUCAAUUCUUAAUUUUUUAGCCCACCUUGUGGACAUGAGGUUUCCAGUGGAUGGUGAUGAUGAAUAAUAUUUUUUCGAUGUCAUCCACUUGAAUACUCGGUCAAGAGUGGUGUUUUACUUAGUAUCCCUGAUUUUCACAUGUUCAAGCUAAUUUCCUUUUGUGUGGAUCUCUUGUAUUUUCGUUUGGUAUGGGAUAAAUCGUUGCAUGUUUUUUUAUCUGUGAUUGCUGAUGAACGUGUUUUCAAUGAACAAGGGACAAUGGACAUGCACAUAAGACAUCUACGCGCUGUGUUAAAGUAGAACGUCAGUUACUGGAAACUUUGUUGGAACUUGAAAAAAAAGCUGCCCUUUGUGCAAUUCAUUGCUUACAAAAAGAAAUGUGGGCAUUCAUAUGGCAUGUUUAUUGCCCUAAUACCAUACAAAGAAGGGGCUAUCCAUGAUUCAAAAUUCAGAGCUGUAGAUUUGGUGGAUUUUGGUAUACAAUAAUCACCAGUGUGUUGACUAAUGGUUUCGCAUGAUUCAUUGAAAAGUUAGUUGACAAGAAUCAAUGUGUAUUGGUAUCUUCACACUUUACAAUUAGAAUGUAUGGCAUAAUAAGUAUAAAUUAUCAUAAUAGAACACUGUUCCUAGCUGCCUAAACAUGAUUGGCUUAAUGCCAGCUCAUGUGGUUCACCGGUUCCACCGACGUCCAACCAGAAACAAGCAUUUCCUCUGUGACGGGGAUUGCGUUACACAAUCGAUUUCUGCUGGAGGAAGGCGGAAUCUUUCAAAAACUUAUUCUGUUCGGUUUGACCAUGUAGAUGAUAUUGAUCUUUAAAAUACCAAGAUAUUUCAGGAAAAAAUUGAAGACUUGGGAACUAAUUUUGGGAUGGGGUAAACAGAGAUAAAUUUUCGCCUCCUGUUGGAUACAAUAUACAGAUCAUUUGUUAAGAUGGAUAUUUUCAGCUCACACUUGUUGCUAACUGCCUUUGGGAGAUAGAGAGUGAUUAUUUUUGGGUUGAAAUUGUUAGAUAAACAUAUUUCACAAUUAGGAAUUAAUAGCUUUGGAGUGUCUCCAAUUUCGGGAGGAAAUGUCUAGAUAACAAAACUCCUAGUAGUAUCUGCUGAUAUUCAGAUGUGUGAUAGAAAAUUGAAGUUUUGGGCGGAUACUUGCAUAGAUAUGUUCUUAAAUUUCUUCUACUUAAUGCACAUUGGGAUAAAAAUACAAACUUUCACGAAAUUUAGACAAAACAGGAUAAAAACUGAUGGGGAUCGACAUUUUUACAAGGAAUCCUUUUGAUGGUGAAAUUAUUGAACACGUUAUGCCCUUUUAAAUGUUUUGGGGCACUAAAGUAAAAAUAUCAAGAAGAUAUCAGAAAAUUGAGAUAGAAUUCAAAAUGAACUUCAAUAUUUCUUCUUUUGUAGAAGCUUAAAAUUUGGUGCAUGUACAGCUUGGCGGUUCAAGACAUUUCAACAGGCCUAAUUUCCGAAGCGAGUGAAUUUCUUUCAAGAGAGUGAGAGAGGUUGUCUGAGCUAAAUGCUUUAGAAAAUUGUUGACAGGGUUAGAGUUCAGCAUCCUGGCAAGUUGGGUUGCAUUGGAUUCCAACUUGGGUGGAGCUUUCUUCACCUAUUGGGUUGUGCUUAACUGGAUGGAAACUAACAUCUGGAAUUCCACUUCACUAGAAUGUAUCUAUUAGGUCUUGAUUGAGUUGUCACAUUCACGUACUCCAUUUACUGUUUUAUUGCCAGUACAUGUUUCUGUUAUGGUCAGUAAAUGAAGUUGUGAAGUUACGAAUGGAGACGUGGAUCUGUUGGUUUGAGACAUGGUACAUCAAGGACAUAUUAGGAAAGGUGGGAUGAUCGGAUGGCCCUUCUUCAUAGUGGUUUUGUUUGGGUUUCUCAUCUUUAACCUGUGCGGAAGCAAGUUCACUAAUGAUGUCACACAGCUUGUGAGGAUGGUGAUGCCACAGUUGGUGCCAUCGGGAAUUGGGUAGGACAUCAAAGCUGGACGUUCCAAUGGCUGCUUUUUAAUUUAAGCAUGAUAGUGCCAAUCAUCUGAGAUUCGGAGACAAUUUUUGGCUAUCUCUUCCAUGACUCAUUCCGAGGACAGAUCUCUUAAUUUCAAUGAGGGAAUGGUCCACCAAAAAAUGUAAAAUAAAAUCAUGUGAGUGGUUCUCAUCUCUGAUGAAGGGCCUGAAGGAGCAGAUCCAUUUUGAAAAGUUCCAACUGGUAGGAAAAGUGGACGAUGAAAAACAUUUGUGUGAAGGAAAGGCAUUAGUCAUCGACUUACGCCAAAGAUCAGGGCAGUAGUCACUAUGAAGGUUUAGGGUGUAAACUCUACAAUCUCAAAGUUUACUUGUGUUGUGUUUCGCACUUUUUUCAGAUAUAUUUGGGAGGAAGGCGUUUUCUUUUCUCUUUUCUUCUUUUCUGGGCUUCCAGAACAUUAACCUUGUUACCUUUCCCUUUCCUUUUUAAAAUGAAUUGUAUAGAUAUAAAAUUGUUUUGUUAUGCUAUGUGACAGAAUUACUUCUAGAAGAGAGAAUGAAACUGAAACAAAAGUGAGAGCAUAGUAUGUGCUGAUCGCGACAUUUAUUUAGACGAUCUGUUAAAAAAAAUGUGUCUCAGAAUUUUAAGGAGCUAUAAUGCAAAUCGGUUGAUAUAAAUCUUCGCAUUACUUAAAUUCUCCUCUUCCAGCACAUUUAAUGAAGAAAGAGGAUUUUGGAACAUUCAGCUACAGAAGAUCAUGAACAUCUUUGUCACUGGAAGAAAUGUUGGACAUGACACAUUGCUUUGUUGCAAAUUUAAUAAAUCAACCGUUAGAAAGACGUUUCUUUCUUUAAUUGUGAUAUUUUGAUGCUGAUUUCAUGUUUUACAUCGUAGGGCAUAUAUUUUACUUGACAUGGUAAAAAUUAUGUCAUGAUAUAUGCUGAUUUCACUUGAGAUGAUUUUAUUGUCAGGAUUAUGUGGGUAACAAACGUCUGGAGUUGUCAGGGCAGUUAGUAUCAUUGCUUUUCGAGGUAAUAGUUCAUACAUGCAUUUCUGUCUACUAUCUGAGUUAUCUCAAAGUACGAAUAAUUCGAAUUUUUCUUUCAGGACUUAUUUAAGUCAACAAAUUAUGCUGCUGUGGAGUCUAUGAACAAAGUCUAUAACAAGACAUCUCGUUCAAGUCCAUUGGAUUUUUUGCGUGUAAGUAGUGCUCUAAUAAGUUUUCCUUGAUAUUUUCACGUUCACCUCAAUGUCUUAGGUUUUUACUGUUAAAUAUAGUGAAUUGAGAGAAAUAAAAGACAUGAAUAGAGUCAAGGGUCUGAUACAAUCCUAUAUACACCAGUGCAACUAUCUGGUGAACAUAUGAAUUUUUUGAUUGCUAUUGGUGUUAAUCUGGUGCUAGCUUUCUAUGAUUAAUACAGAUGAUCUCUGAACAAUGAGCCAAAAAUAAGACAACGGGGAUCAUGUCCCACAAAAUGCGCUGAUAAGAGAUUGAGUUCCAAACUCUUGUGUAGAAUAACUGUAUUUUGUCAUUGAAUUGAGGCUACUGCAUUUACUUUGCUUGGUGAUUUCCUUAACAACAUUUCCAAAAUGGAAUCAGUGUGGUUCUGCCUUCAGCCUCUUGAGGGAUGUUGUAUAGUUGCUAUUCCAGUUCUCUCAUCCAAGUAUGGGAACCACAUAUUUGUUAAUUUAAUGUCGUUUCUUGAUUUAAUGUACUUCAGCCCUCUGCUCUGCUAUUUCGGUAUAGUUUUUGAUGUUAUACUUGCUUUCUAAUUAACUUUUCCAAUGCGGGAAAAACGUAUGUUCGUUCCCUUCGUUUAUAAUUUUCAACAUGGUAAGCAUAUGGAAUCUGUCGUAGGACUUAGCGUUUAGAACCAGAUAAUUGGGUAUCUGGAUCCGCGGACUGAUCUGAAAUUCAUUCAUGAAGGUAAUUUUUCAUGAGGAUGUUAGAUAGUGUAGCCAACUGAUUUAUGCUAUAGUCCGGCAUUUACAUUAAGUUCCAAGUAGUAGCUUUAUUUUAGCAGAUCUUGUGGGCGAUGCUAGCCUGAUGAAACAGUAAAUCUCUACUGGCUCCAUGCGAGAGAGUUUCUAAUCUGCACAUAGUCCGUCUUCAAGGGGCUGGACUGUGCAAAGAUUUCUCUCUUUCAUCCUUCUCCUUUUUCGAAAUUCUUAAUAGGUAAUGUUAUUCUAUGAUAUGAAUACACUACUUUGAGAGCUGUGUUGUCAAGGCAACAAAAUGGUUAAUUAUUGAUAUUUUCAUACACAUUAUCUGCAUGUAAUUUUCUUCCCUGUCUUUAGCAUUUCUCUCUAAUAAAUUUCUGCCAUGUUUUUCGUCAAUAAUUUUUAACCAGCCUUGUUUCUUUACCUUGUAAAGCUAAAGUUUUAUUUUUGUGGGCUUUCGUAGUUUAUUAGAAACGAUUUGAUAACAAACGGGUUAGAGAAAGCCAUUUCUACUGGUAACUGGGAUUUGAAGCGUUUCAAGAUGCACAGGAAAGGAGUUUCACAGGUUGUAGUUUGUCUCUUUUCUAUUUCUCUUUAAUGUUAUUUAGUUGAAAAUAGAAAAUUCCUAUAAAAGUGUUGUCCCAUCCAGGUUCUUUCCCGACUUUCAUAUAUUGCUUCUUUGGGCCACAUGACAAGGAUCUCGCCACAGUUUGAAAAAACUAGAAAGGUCAGUGGACCAAGGGCAUUGCAACCAAGCCAGGUGAUUUCACUUAACCAUUAGCGUUGUUAUUGCCUUUGUUUUCUCUAAAUUUGAAACAUUUGAACUUUUUCGGGUGUGAUACUUGGUUUCUUUUUUCCCCCCUUUCUUUAAACAGUGGGGAAUGCUUUGCCCGUGUGACACUCCUGAAGGUGAAGCUUGUGGAUUAACCAAGAAUCUUGCAUUGAUGACCCAUGUCACAACUGAUGAAGAAGAGGGCCCAUUAAUUUCUCUGGUUUGUUUCUUGCUCCUAAACAUGCGUUUCUGCCUAUCUAUCAGAAUUCAACGUUGUCCAUCCCAGAGAGCGCAUUCUCUUUGUGUCAUGGUAGCAUGUAAUGAUUCGAUGUGUCUUUCAUCAUGGCAAUUUUUUUUCAUGUGAAUCAAAAAACAUGUUUCUUUUACUUUUGUCACACAUUUUUCCCUAGGAGUUUGGAUAUUGUGUGUCGAAUGCCUUAUGCGAUUUGAUUUAAACUGAUGUUUUCUUCCCUUAUUGGGUUUUCUUUGCUUCGACUAUUUGGUAUGAAGUUGGAGUAAAUUUAUUGUCUUGGUUAUGCUGUACUUUAAGUCGUUAUUUUUUUAAUUUUCUCCAAGAGUUGUUAAUCUGCACUUAUUAGUUCCAUCAAGGUAAAUUGGUUUUGGGCUUCUUGGUAUCAGUAAUUUAUGUAAUACUAAAUUUGUCUCAAUUAUUGGCGUUGAAGUAGGUGUAUAAAUAGAUGACCUAGAUAAUAGUCAAAAGGUACACCUUUAGAGAAGGAAAGGGCAAGGAUCAUGCAAGAAAAAGAUACAAUGAUGGAAUCCGAAGAUCAUUUUGAAAAAUACAAAUUCCCAUGCAUGAAGCUGAGAAAUAUAAAUCUGACGUGAUGGAAUCUGAGUGGGUUCCUCUACAGUCACAUUCUUCUUUUUUUUCGUCCGUUCAUGGUUCAUCUUUCUAUCUUAAUAUCUUGUAACUUUCCUUCAUAUCAGACAAAUUGAGUUCACUGGUGGUUCCUCACGGCUGUAAAGUUUUACGGUCAUCAGAGAUACAACCUCCCUUUCAAUACAUUUAAAUUUCCAUUCUUUUUUUUUUCUCAUGUCUUGUCUCAUUGAUCUUCGGAAUCUUAUCACCUUAUGUACAACAACAAUAAUGAAGAAUAAUUAUUUUCACAUUUCUGUUUAUGUCACCCUUUUGAUCCAGGAAGUUAAAGAAGAAAUUUACUCGGAAAUUAUAUUUUGCUUUUCUCAUGUUAAAACUUUUUAGGGUUCUAUAACCGAAUGAUCCAAUUGGAUUCCUCCAAAAAGUUCCUGUGUAAGCAAACUAUAACAUGCUGUGACAACUGGUUUGAUGCCUUUCAUUAUGGAGGAAAUUGGGUAAAGGAGAGCAUACAUGAGAUCGACUUGAAACGUGGACUUAUGAGGCAUAUAGAAAUGUGGUUGACAUCCUAAUAUGGCCUUGUUCAUGGCAUUUUCUCGUUCAAUCAAUCAUAUCUUAUUUUUAGUGUGCACUCUUUUUGGGGACAUAGAACGCAUGGCAUUCCUGGUUGGGACUCUCUGAUGUUUGUGCUUAUGCAUAAACGCAUGCAUGUUUCGAAUUAUAGCCAAAGAGUAACAAGGGUUGGGCGCAGAAAAAAAUCACAAAUUUAUAGGCUAAUUUCUUAUGCAACCUCUGGGGUAUUCAAGGAGAGAAGUAUGAGUUUUUUUAAAAGAGAAAGUUCCUCACCCUAUGGACGGUUUAUUUGGGUGUGUGACAGGAUGACAGUGUGUUGGGAUUUUUUACUUUUGGUUACAAUAACGAUGGUGAUGAAUAUGUUAUUUCAUUUUAUUGGUUUUCUAUUAUUUCCGUGUGGGUUUUUUUUUCCUUUCGAACUCAUCCUCCUCUCUUUUUAUCAUUUAAUGAUAUCUGGGUAAAAAAAAAAAAAAAAUUUAUUGCAGAUUAUCUUCUCUUUAUAAUUAUGCUUGUUUGACACUGUUGGUGUGAUGCCUUGUUGAUAUCUCGUGUAGUGCUAUAGUCUUGGAGUGGAGGACUUAGCCUUGUUAUCAGGAGAAGAGCUGCAUGCAUCAAACUCAUUUUUGGUUAUUUUUAAUGGCCUGAUUCUUGGAAAGCACAGGCUGCCACAGGUGUGCAUUUUUUUUCUCGGAAAGAGUUUACUGGGCUGACCUACUUGUGCAUUAGUUUCUUUGCUUCAUUAGCUUCUACUUUUCAGCAUUUUGCUAAUGCCAUGCGAAAGCUAAGGAGGUCUGGGAAAAUUGGAGAAUUCGUCAGUAUCUUUGUGAAUGAAAAGCAGGUGAGAUCAAUUCAUAGCUUUAUAAAUUGAUUUUCUCUGCUAAAUUUUUGGUAGUACAGUCCGAGAAUGUCUUUACUCAUUCAUCAUUUCAUCCAUGCUCUUUUAUCGCGUGUUAUUUUGGUAAAUCAUGUCCCCUUCGUAUGGAGGUGCACGACGAUGCUAUAAUCAGCCCUCUCAAUAGAGGACAUCUCAUCCCAUAUUCAAAGGAUAUAUGAACGUAUGGAUUACCUGGAGUGUUUUCAUUGAAAAUCUCAGAAAGUCAUCUAUAGUUGACUGCCAGUCCCCAAAUAUCUACUAGUGAGGAAUCAUUGGAUUUUGGGUUACAUCAGUGUGAAACAUUCUCUCCAACACUAGAUAGUGUGUGAUGUUCGGCUGUUUUUUAUUUUUAAGGAUCCCAAACUUCUAUGCUUCUGGCAAUGAGGUGACGUCUAUUUUAUGUAUUUAUAGACGUUCAACUAGACCAGACUUGUAAUUGGGCCUCUAGACUCCUUCUCUCUGCCAUAUCAUUAGGAAUAUUUAGGUUUCUUAGUGGCCCAUUAAACCGCUUUUCCUAGCCUCUCUUAUGGGAUUGGUGGGGCUCUCAGCCUACUAACAAAAACACCCUGUCCAUAGUUUUUGGAAUCUGCAAAUUUGGAUGUAUGAUUGCACCUUAUAUUUUCGUAAACUAAUUACUUAAAGGUAUCAAGCAUCUUAAGAGACAGAUGCCAAAACUUAUCUAAUGCCUGUGCCGAUGUUCAACUAGAGCUACACCGAAAAAGUCAAUGUGCAACACCGUGAUCAUAUGGGUGAGCAUGACGUCUGCUAACCUCCAUGGAAGGAGAGAAGAGAGGGAAGUAGAAGGCUGAGGGAUGAUGGAUCAAUCAGGAAUUAGAGUAAAGAAGGGCAAGGAGAAAUGAUAGAGAACUGAAGAACAAGUAGGACAGCCUAUGAAUGGCUCCCCUAUCCUCAUAUCUAUUUUCUACAUUGCCUCUUUUACUGCAGCGUUCACAAAUAAAUUGGAUGAUCAAUAGCUUGUUCUGGUUAUGUUAUACAUUUUCACGAGACAAUAAGCCCAGAACUGAGCUGGUUAGUUUAAAUGCUUUCAGAAAUAUUUUGCUAAUAGUGUUGUACGACAUCAUUGGCUGAAUGUCAUUUGUAUCAUUUCAUUCUGGAGUAUUACCUUUGUUGUAUUACAUACAGCAAGAUACACUCGCAUCAUUUAUGAUAAAAACUUUUUGUAAAAUGACAUUACAUUUUCAGCAGCAUUAGAACUUUAUGAGCUAGCGCUUCACUUCCCUCCUUAUUGGGUCAACUAGUGCUAAUAUUUUGGAGUAUUUGGCAGCGUUGUGUUUAUGUUGCUUCUGAUGGUGGUCGAGUGUGCCGACCACUUGUGAUUGCUGAUAAAGGGGUCUCAAGGGUGAAGGAACAUCACAUGAAAGAGUUGCAGGUUUGUAUGAUAUAAAAUAUUUACAGUCGUUUUGGAAAAUGAAGUCUGCUUUUCUUUAAUGACGUUCCUAAUCUCAGGAUGGAGUGCGAACUUUUGAUGAUUUCUUGCACGAGGGACUAAUUGAAUAUUUGGAUGUCAAUGAGGAAAACAAUGCGUUGGUUAGUUGAUGGACAUAAAUGCUUUUCCUACCCUCUUGUAUAAGCACCUUGAUGUUUUCUUCUCGUUUUCCACAAAUUAGGUUUAUUUUGCGUUUUUUGGUAAUAGAUCGCAUUGUAUGAGGGAGAUGCUGAACCUGAAACAACACACAUUGAGAUAGAGCCUUUUACAAUUUUAGGCGUAUGUGCUGGAUUAAUUCCUUAUCCGCAUCAUAAUCAGUCACCGCGAAAUACAUAUCAGGUUUUGCCAUCUUUUACCGAAUAAAACUUGUCAUUAUUAUUAACAUUAUUUUUACUAUUUUUAAUCUUUACUAUUUUCUGUAGUGUGCUAUGGGGAAACAGGCAAUGGGCAAUAUUGCCUAUAAUCAGGCAAGUGCUCUUCUGGGUUUAUUCAGUUCUCUAUCGUAUGCGAAACAACUAGUUGAAGUGAUAAAAUCUGAUUGUUUCAUUUCUGGAGUUUUUGGCAAUUUCCUGAUAUAUAGUUUUCGAAAUGUAUUAUGUGGCUGGUUUCAUUAGAGCAUGGUUCUUAUUGCAUUGUAUAGAUACCCAGGUUUCUGUUCCAGACUGUAGAUUGGGAAACAGAGCAGAGAUUGGUUAACCUUCCCAUGCCCAUGAUGUCGAGAUGCCGUGAAUGUCGGGUAGAACUGCUGGAUGGAAACGCAGGCCCUAAACCCAAGACUAGAGGUCCUCUAAAACCAUCUUAGAGAGAGAAAGUAAAUAGCAUAAUAAAUUUAGACGGACCUCUCCGUCUCUUAUACGAAAGAGAGGAGACAACUAUGCAAGGAUACAGCAAAAGCUUAUUCAAACGGGAUGUUUUCACAAUUCUAUAAAGUAAGAAAUUUUUAAUAAACGAUAUUCAGUGAGUCUUCAAUGGGGAUUGAAUAUUCAUCGAUAUUCAUUGAAGAAAUACCCUUUGCAAAGUAUAUAAUGACGAUUUUUUAUGAAUGAAUUCAUUUACUAAUGCCCUGACACCUGAUCCCUCAAUCUCAUUCCCAUUUCUUUUGGGAGGGAGCACAUGGAGAGCAUGUCAGUAAUACGUUACCUGCAGCUGCAGUAGCGAACAGCCUGAUUUUCAUGUGAGUCUAUUGUUCUUCGUUUUACAAGAGGCUGGCCUUUCAUAAACAGUCAGCCCAACUAAUUGUGCUACGAGACCAGAUCAUAUCACAUUCCUUGUCUCUUGCCGCUAUAAUAUAUCUGGACCAUUUAACGGCUCAUUAGAAGAAAAAAAGGUUCAGGGUGGGAUUAGAGACUCUGCUUCUGGACCAUUUGUUGUUUAUGAGCCCUUUUUUCUUACUAUUUUGCCUCAUCUAUGGCCAUCUGCUGCAGGAAAGGGAAAUUUAAUAAAUCUGUUUUCAUCAAUAUUGGUCACUAAAUUUCGUUUGUGUUUCACUUCUUAUCGUGGGUGCUAUUCUUUCAGCCAUUUAAGAAAGAAAUAAUUUGGUUUUUGGGAAAUAACUACUCAACAAAGAAACGAUCACUCAAUUUUGAGAUAGAACAAGGCAUGGGUGAAGAGUUUUUUAUGGUUUGGAGGGAGAACACUAUUUGAGUUUGGGAAGAUUUGCGCUAGUUGUUCUCUCAGUGUAUAUUAGUAAUUUGUUUACAAAAGGAUUUUUCAGUCCAUAUGAAUCCAGUAUUUCCUCUUUUUUCUCGUUGAGUUAUAUUUUACUGACAGCUCAUUUUGAAAAAGAUGGAUUGCAGCACAUUAUUGAGUGAUGUAUCCAUAGUUAUGACCGGUUGCUUAGUAUUUUUUAGUUCGGGAUGCCAUGUUUCACAAACAGCUGGUAGACUUUCGUGCACUGGCUUCACUUUAAGCCGGAUUGGUUUUAGCAUCUAAAUUGGGCCUUACUUGUCACAGACAUUUUAGUCUCUUUUUUCUUACUUGCGAUUUGUUUUAUCUCGUUUUUGUUAUGGGCAAUGAUCUCUAGCUUCAGAGUGCUUUUAACUUUUAUUGCAGAUAGAACUCAUUGUCAUUGUUUUUGGCAGUGGAAACGAAUGGAUACAUUGCUUUACCUGCUUGUAUAUCCUCAGCGUCCUCUUCUGACUACCAAGUCAAUUGAGCUGGUUUGUAAUCGUAAUUUUGUUCUAUGGACUUUGACUCACUGUCAACUGGCUUGAGAUUUUUCUGGUGCAAUUCAGGUUGGCUUUGAUAAGCUUGGUGCUGGACAGAAUGCAACUGUCGCUGUGAUGAGCUACAGUGGCUAUGAUAUUGAAGAUGCAAUCGUAAUGAAUAAAUCAUCUCUGGAUCGUGGAUUUGGCCGUUGUAUAGUACUGAAGAAGUAAUUUAUCUAACUUUGACUGUUCUUAUUGUCAUGUCUUUCUGUUGUUUUAUAGAAUGUUACCAGAUUUUUUAUUUUUGUGAAAUAGGUAUUCUGUUGUUAUGGAACCAUACGACACAAUAGUCAAACCUCAAAUGGUUUCUUCUAAAAGUGGAUAUGUCGUGGACUCAAAAAUGCAGGUAUCAAGGGUUUUGUGGCUUGUAUUGACCUAGCAUUUUCUUUCUAGUUCGUGUAUUGUAAAAUAAACACAUUCCUUAGCUUGUUAAAUCCAAAUCGUAUAUUGCCAAUAUUAUUGUGCAAAUUCAACAGGUUUCUCUACAGUACAGUCUAGUAACAAGGGUAAUUUAGCUGUCUGUACACUUGUGACUCGUGUCUGUACCUUAAUUUUUCCUGGUUUUAUAUUUUUCUCAUCUCCUCUUGCCUAGCUUACCUUAUUAUUAUUCUCAUCCUUUUGUAACUUGAUCGUACAUUACUUUUCUGAAACUAGAUUUUCUUUUGGUGUCAAUUGUCUUUAGCUGGCUACUUUUACGUGAGGAUUCUGGAAAAUAUGGUUUAUGUGGCAAGAUGGCAUAGACUUGUCUAUUUUGUUUUUCAGUUCCGAUCUGCUCAGUCCACUUUGUGAAAUCGUUGCUAGUUUUGUGUUCCUAUUUUCCACUUGUUUCUCAGCUAGAAACUUCUACAUUAGGAAUCUUGGCAUGUUUUGGUUUUACUUCUACAUUAGGCUUGACUAUUUUGUUUUUACUUGCCGAUAACCAGUGGGACUGAAGUGCUCUGUAUCUCGGGUAAUACUUAGAUAAAAGAAUAGAUCCAUAAUUGGUUUUCCUCCGUGAUGUAAAUCUAGACGUUGGUCAACUAACUUAUUCAUUCACAUUUUUUCAACAUGAAUUUUGUUGUUGUUAUCUUGCAAAGGAAUCCACUUAGCAUAAGUCGUUUUCUAUUUCUUGCAGCAUUGAAAUUUGGGGUGUAGUCUUGAAAGCCAUAUUUUUCUAUUGUUACCCUAACAAUUUCUCUAAUUAUUUUAACUGAUUGUAGAAUUUUUUUUUGUUCAGAUAUUGGAUGCGGAUGGAAUUGCAGCCCCUGGUGAAAUAAUUCGGAAUCAUGACCUUUUUGUCAAUAAACAUAGCCCUAAAAUUAUUAGGGACCAAACUAAGCCUGGAGAUUUACGGGCAACGUAUGUUUCCAACAUUUUUUAUUUGUUUUAAAUAUGCCCAGUAACCUAAUCUUGUAAUAAGUCGCUCUUUUAUAAUUUAUAGUGAUUAUAAGCCGACACCUGUGACAUACAAAGGUCCAGAGGGUGAAACAACUGUUGUUGAUCGUGUGGUACUUACAACAGAUGUGAAUAACAAACUAUGCAUUAAGUUUCUUGUUCGCCAUACUCGUAGACCUGAGGUAAGUAUUGUGUUUUUCUAACCCGUCAUAUCUUAGCAUUUGAGUUGUAUUUGUGUUUCAUAUUUCCUCAUGUAUGUAGGUAGGAGACAAGUUUAGCAGCAGACAUGGGCAAAAGGGGGUCUGUGGUACUAUAGUUCAGCAGGAGGAUUUCCCCUUUUCUGAACGUGGAAUAUGCCCUGACUUAAUAAUGAAUCCUCAUGGAUAUCCAAGGUAAAUUACAAAGAUGUGCCCUCGUUGAGUAUGAUAGCAUUGUAGAUAUAAGGUUAAGUUGAUAGUAGUUAUUCAUAUUACAUUAAACUGUCUUCCAUACAUUGUGGGUAGCAAAUAUAUGGGAAUUGUUUUAAUUAAGAAGCGACUUUCAAGUUGUCAUCCGUCUACUUGGAAGUUCCUGUCACUUGCUUUCUUCCAUCUGCCAAGGACUGCAGUCUCCAUAGUUUUGUAACCCAUGAGCACACUGUUCCAAAUUCUUCUGAAAUUUUCAUCUCUUUUGGGGGGGUAGAAGGAAAGCCUUUGCCAUAAAGCAGAAGCAAAAAACACGUUGUAGCAGAUACACAAAUGUGGCAAACAACACACACCGUGAUGUUGUUACCUUAAUGGCCAAAUAAUAUUAGACAUGUAGCUCAAGCAAAGAUGUUUUCUGAAUGCACGCUUGAUCGUCUGUUUAUGUAGUCUUUUGUCGCAUAACUUUGCUUGUUGUUUUCAUGGGAUAGUUGUUUCAUUUUUUUUUUCAUUUUGUCAAACUUAAAUAUUGAAAGUUUUUUUUGUUAUUUUUGCACCAUAUACGUUUUUUUGUGUAUUUACGGCAAUUUUAACGAGACUUUUAAGCUGUGGUGAGAUGCAGUUGUUUACCCAUUAUUUGUUGAGUUGACCAUAAACUGAAGCUCUCUUUUUAUUUUUUAAUUAAUAGUCGAAUGACAAUUGGAAAGAUGAUUGAGCUUCUUGGUGGCAAAGCGGGGGUAUCAAAUGGAAAAUUCCAUUACGGUAGUGCGUUUGGGGAGCCAAGUGGCCAUGCCGAUCGAGUUGAAGCCAUAAGGUAAUUACGUGUUUACAAUUUUUCAUUGACUGCAUCUUGCGCUUACCCUUUCUUGGUAUCUGUCAGUGAAACUCUUGUGAAGCAUGGAUUUAGUUACAGCGGGAAGGAUUUCAUUUAUUCAGGUAUUCUAGAGGAUUUAAAUAUAAUAAUUUGCAUGCUCUUAAGAUUCCUUUGUACAUCAUUUCUGUCCUACCUUAAUACGGUUCCAACAAUCCCAAACCCAACUGAAAUCUGAAUUUACAUGUAGCCGCUUUUAUCUUUCUGUUUCUGGGGUCUUACCAGUGGUAGAUUUAGUAUCUUCUGCUUGAGUUAUUACAUCAUAUGAUAUGGAAGAAAACUCCAUGAAGUGAAGAUACAUAAGAAUUGACUUAGAAGAAUAUAUUCAUCAAAUGGAUAUUUUAUGUGAAAAUAUCAUACAUCAUCAAGAGUGCAUUUCAACAUUCAUUUUAAUUGAGAAUUAUAAUGAAGAGCUGAUUUUUUAUGUUUUACGGGGGGUUGUUAGGGGAGAGAGGUUAGGGUUCAGAUGCUGUUCUACAUGGCUGCGAACAAAAUGACUUCCUUGUCCCCUUUUAGUGAUGACCACACCGAAAACAAUCUGACUCAACCUGCAUUGAUUCGAACCACAACAUGAAUGGGUAGUGAUUGAGUUGGCUCUGCAAAUCAACCAAAUCACCAGCUGGAAACUUUCUGGUCAGAUUUUGCUUAACCGUCCGAGUUUAGAGAUUUUCGUUUCAUCAAGCCUCUGUGAAACGAUGUUUUAUUUUGCAUCAAUCUUCACGUUUGUUGGAUUUUUCAUUUCUGAUGAUGCAAGCGUUAUGCCAUGCCCAUUAUCAACUUCUCCAACUUUUCUGUUAUUUGAUUUGCAGGCAUUACUGGAUAUCCUCUCCAAGCAUAUAUUUUUAUGGGACCAAUCUACUAUCAAAAGUUGAAACACAUGGUAAUGUCUUUGUUGGUACUGAUGAAGAAAUUUACACGAGAAAAACAAAUCUUCCCUGUAUCAAUAUGAGAUAACCUUAAUGGAUUUUGAUUGUAUACUCUGUUUUCGAUAAUGUGAAAAGUUGAACAUGCUGAAAACUUGGACAACCGUGCAGAAUUGUUUUAUUAUUUUCCACAAAACUGGUUUAUUGAGCGGUUUUGAUUAGGCCAUUUUCAUGGUGAUAGAUUGCGAUUUUUUUUGCGGUGGCAUCAAUGUUAUGCGAUCAUAAUGUUAAAUUUUCGCGUAUUAUUUUACGGGAAGAUUUUUUGUCCACAAGAAUAAUCAUAUCCUCAUCAUGAAUUGUUGACUUGUUAUUUCAUUUGUGUACAUGUUUUUCGUAGUAGUUUAGGGAACAUUACAAAAUUAUAAAUUACAGAAGUAAAAUAAAAAUGUCCCCACUAGAAUAAUGUGCAUGAUGGGCUUCUAUUUGUAGGUAACAGAUUUAUAAUCAUAUUACAGGAUGAUCGUCUGCUUGAAAAGGCUUGGGGUUUGUAAAGUAUCAGUCUUUAACCAAAAUUUAUUUACAAAGACAGAAAUGUAUAUAAUGCAUUUGGACACAAAGGUCUAGUAGUUGUGUCAUGUGAUUCAAUCAUCCCUAGGUGUAUCAAUCUUGUUUUCACUGAUUCUAUUGUUACUGAAGUUCUUCACAUUUGAAACCAGAUUUCCUGUGGCAGAUAGUAUUUUAAAUCGUUUUCUGUAAUGCCCAUUUUCCUUCUCAUUCUAUGCCUCAAGGCACAACGGAGUGAUCUGUAUGAUGAAAAAUGGUGUAAUCAAAAUGAUUUCAGUACUUAUGUUUUGAUGGCACCAUCAAUUGUGUCAUAAGUUUAGCGAUUCAGAGUCAAGUAUUAUUUUCAAGUAGCUGUGGCCAGUUAAAUUAAUCUGGUGAUAUAUAUAUAUAUAUAUAUAUAUAUGUAUAUAUAUAUAUAUAGUAGGCUUGCUGUGGAAGUAAUGAGAAUUGCUGUGUAAGAAUUCAAUCGUAGACAGUUUUUAUCUGAGCAUUCUCAUUGUUUAUUGUCCUUACAUUUAUAGCCAUGACUCCACCCUUCUCAUAAACAUGUAAUUAGAAAUGUACCAGUUAACAUUCUGUUUAUGCUUUCUUGCCAGAAUAAUAACAUAAUAACCAGCCUACUCAUUGCUUAAAGGAGAAAACUCAUCUCUAACAUCAUUUUAACAUCUACUUGAUGGCAUUAUUUCCUCCAUCUCAUAAGGUGCUGGAUAAGAUGCAUGCUCGAGCUAGAGGGCCACGUGUAACAUUAACAAGACAACCAACUGAAGGAAGAAGUCGUGAUGGGGGUAAAAAUGAAUUUAGUUUUCCUUCCUGAGAGUUCUUUUUAACAUAUUAAGGAGUGUCAACUUUUUCCAUAUUAAGGAUUCCUGUUUAUUUUCCUGUUAUUAGGGCUACGUCUUGGAGAAAUGGAACGAGACUGUUUGAUUGCUUAUGGGGCAAGUAUGCUGAUUUAUGAGCGGUUGAUGUUGUCUAGUGAUCCAUAUCAAGUUCAGGUAUGACAUUCUUUCUAUCUGAUCACUCAUAAUCAUUAUUAUUGACGAUAUAUUACCAAACUAUAGAGACAAAUCAAUCAUCUCAGAUAUUCUUCUUUAUUUUUGUGAGCAGAAUGUCUUUAAAGACAUAGUAGUCUGCUUAUUCUCCAGUAGAUGCUCAGUUCAAAAGAAUGUAUUUAUAGGAGGUCAGGUAGUUUCACUCUCAGUGGUAUUCUCUAUGCUGCCCCUUGUUAUCCAUAAUGGCGACUUAACAAUGAUGAAGAUUAUAUGGGUAAAAUUUCGGAUGAAUUUCAUUGGGGAAACAGGUUGUUAGGUACGUGUUUUACUUCGAUUCCUAUUUCGAGAGAGUAAAAAGCUAACAUCUUUGUAAAAGUUGCUUGAUUGGGCAGACUCUCAAACAACGUUCUCUGUGUUUCAUUGAGGACUUCGUGUAGCAGAUGUUUUAAUCCUGUAUGGAAUGGAACUCUUGUAGUGAAACACAUUAAUCACCGAGGCCACAGGUACAAUGUGUGGGAUUAGUUGUAACAUCUUAAUGUGGCUGCACUAAGUCAAGAAUGGGGGGUGAAUUAUCUUUUCUUCACGUUCUUGGUUUUUAGUAUUGUAGGGAUUCUGCUAAAAGCUUGGACACCACGAUUUUAUAGUGAUUCGGUCCUCCCAACGUGCUUCACAAUCUAGGGAACACGCCUUUGGGUUCCACUUAUCCCCUAGUGCUGUACACACUGAUUUACAGGCUCAGCCACCUUCUGGAUUUCACAGCUCCAGCUGACACGAGAUUUCCCGCAAAAUCUCAUUCUAGAAUCAUAGUUCUAGAUGGUCAAAUUCAGAGAAGCUCCUCACUUCUCUCCUAGAUAACAGGCCCUGGACGGCCACACAGUAAGCUCAGAAAGAAUUUAGAACGAAUGCAAUGAUAUUACCAAGCUUCCUCACACUUAGUGAAGUCUUCUUCUUCGAGCUUAAUGGUGUGGGAGCUUGAUUGUCGAGGCCUGCUGGUUGCUCAGGGCCUUGGAGUUGAAUUCUUCUCUAGAUGUAAUAGAGCUGGAUUGAUUUUUCUUCUCGUUGUAGCGGUUCUCCUUCCUUCACUUGAGCUUGUGAGUUUUUUCUUCCUCUAAGCGGUUGCUAUGUUCUCACCCUUCUCGCUUUUUUCUUGCUUCCCAGCAGCUUUUAUACAUGCUGCCAGGCUUAUUGGGCCAGAAGUGGUUCUUUCACAACAGACAAAUAGAAAUGGCAUGGCAUAACGGAUAGAUCCGUCUGCCCAUUUUCCCGCCUCUUUAAACUGGAUCUUCUUAUCAUAUCCGUGCUGUCUAACGGACAUAUUCAUCUGUCUGUUUACUCAUGUGAUUCCAUUUACCCUGAUGUUGCUGGAUUCGUGGCAUAACUGCUUCUUUGUUGAUGCAAUGGAUACUCCGCUUGCAGUCAAGCUCACGUUCCAAUCCAUUCGGCUUUAUCCACAAAGCAUUUAAUUUACUCUGGUUUCCUUUGAUCACUAGAUCCGGACCCGUAUUAAGAUGGUUCCAACACAAAGGUAGACCCUAAUUAUUAACAGUUCAAGGCCUGAUAACCUGACUAAGUACGGUCAUAUAUACAGCCGUCCAAUGCUUCGAUCUAACUCCCUUUUACUCACGCCCAACGUUUGAUCUGAUAAUUCUGUUUAUUUCCAUUUGAAUCAGACCUGCUAAUGUCUCUAUCUCCAUUAAUGUUCUCAAGUCAAAUGUGCAAAUUUAUCCACAGCACAGACGUCUUAAUCUCCACAUUGUUUUAGUCAUCAUCAAAAUCCAUGAGGCUCCAGAACCCAACAUUAUUUGUAUGGUGAAAUCCCACUAUAUCUGUUUUCUCUCACCGGAAAAUCUAUCUUUUGGCAAAUGCAUUGUAAAAGUAUGGCUUGGAAUUCUUCAGGAGAAAGGUUUCUUAGUGUUUCUGUUGAUACAACUAUAAGCUAUAAGAGUACAAGAGGAAUAACGCUACUUUCCUUGCUUUUAGUUCGGUAUGAUUGCGGGAAAAAUACCUUUCAUGAUGUCUAUAUUAAAGUUAUUGGACUGAAAUGAAUACAGAAUUUGUAUUUGAGUAAAACCUGAUGGCCCUGGCACCUCUGAUUCAUUCUACACCAAUUCGCCCCAAGUCAGUUGGGCUGCAUAACCAUCACUUUCUGAGCUAAGUACAAUGGCCAGUGGAGGCAAAGGAUCCAAGUGUAGUGUCGUGUUGAUUGCCAGAAAGAAGGGUGGAGAAGUUGCUUUUCUGUAGCACAGAACGUUUUAAUUCCGUUGGUGUCAUGAUGGGAACUUCGUCCAGCUUCAGCUUAGUCAACGUCUUCGUGAAGAUCAAAGUUUCCAAGUCAGAUUCUUCAUGAAUUGGCUUGGUUUAGUCCUGAAUAGGCUCGUCUUGCAGGCAACUCAUGUUGACUCACGUGAAUCGCUAUUAUCUAGCCAGCUGUGUUGGUUAAAUGCAUUAAUUCGAUCAAAAGAAGAUAAUUUUAUGCUGAAAGAUACACGUAUAAAUAUACCUUUUAAAAAAAUAAACUUGGUUUUUUCUUGAUAUUUAUUUCUGUGAAUAACAGCGUAAAUUGUUUUCUGCUACUUUGCUAUAAUAUUUGCAUUGGUCUCGCUGUGCAGAUGAAUAACAUUGCAUAUUCCCGGAUAAAAGUCUGAUAAUUUUCUGAUCUCACAGGUUUGCAGGACAUGUGGGCUUCUGGGCUACUACAACCAUAAGCUCAAGACUGCUGUCUGUUCAACGUGCAAGAAUGGAGACAGUAUUUCUACUCUGAAGUUACCAUAUGCUUGCAAAUUGCUAUUUCAGGUUAGUACAUGCUCAAAUAAAUGGUACAUUUCCUCCUCAUGCCAUUCAAUUCUCAUGCCGGUAUACAAACUUGCACCAUUAUCUUUUAAAAUUAUUUAUAUUCUGUAGUCAUCCCAACAUCUUGGAUUUCAGAAGGUCGAUUAAACUAGGAACUCUGAAUUGGAUUGGCUGAAAUCCGUGGAAGGAACUCGAAUUGAAAUCUGUAAAAACCGAAUAAACAUUCAAGUACAAUUUUAAUGAACACUCAUGUAUGGUAUAUACUCAAUACACAAUCGUAAGUUUGGACUUUCUCUUAAAAGACCCUCCCCUUCAUUUUUCUGGUCUUCUGCGUGGCAGCCAUGAGGUUAGACGCUGCACCCUCAUUCUUUUCAUUUUCUUUUUACUGUUUCUCUCUAUCUUCUUCUUGUACGAAAUUCCAUUGGGAUUGGAGAUCUUUAGUUGACAUUUCAUAAAAAAUAGACCUUUAAACCGUUUACUCCAGCAGUUAACGUUGAGUAAUACCUCUAAAUGGAUGCUUUGGACUUUUCAUAUUCAGUGGUCCAAGAUUACUAACUCUGGUUAUGGCCAUCACUAACCUCUCCCUCAUGUUUUCUUGACCCAUUCCCUCUCCACCUCCAGGAGCUGCAGUCGAUGAACGUUGUGCCUCGGCUAAAGCUGACUGAAGCAUAA
Molecule: messenger RNA, 29729 nt
Organism: Spirodela intermedia
Lineage: Eukaryota; Viridiplantae; Streptophyta; Magnoliopsida; Alismatales; Araceae
Source: the annotation of a GenBank genome assembly